GUUCAGCCAUGGACAGAUCCUCCCUCCUGUGUUUUGUGUGAGGGGAGUCAAUUGGGCCCCCCACCCCUCGCACGCUCAAUGGCCGCUCAGUUUUGGGAUUCCCUCCAGGGGAAUUUCUCCGACUGCCCCAACGGCACCCGGUGGGUGUGGGAGAUCUUCUCCGAGUGUGCCCGGGACGGCAGGGACAUCGCCAGCGUGGUGCUGGGCCUGGUUUCCAUCCUCUGCUUUGCUGCGGCUUCCUUCCCCCAAUACUACCAGGCCUGCAAAACUGGCAUCAUGGAUCAGGCCCUGUCCAUCUAUUUCCUCUUGGGAUGGCUGGGAGGAGAUCUGUUGAAUUUCAUUGGCUCGGUCUUGGCCGACCAGCUCCCGCUGCAGGUUUACACGGCCAUCUACUAUGUCCUCGCUGACCUCCUCAUGAUCUCCCUGUACCUGUACUACAAAAUUAAGAACCAGAACAGAAGCUGUCAAGCGUCUGCCAGUGUUUUCCAGCAGCUUCCCGCUGUGAGAAGUUCUGAGGUUCCAGCCUCCACGGAAGGCACUGCAGUGUCCCCUGGACUUCCAGUUUCGGCCCCGAUUAAUGCCGUCUUUACCAUCCUUUUGCUGGGAACGGUGUCGACAACGUCCCUGCUGGGCAGACCCGUGCCUCCCAGCAGCGAGAGAACCCGGCUGUUCCAAGGCAGAAUGCUUCUCUCCAUGGAGACGGAGGAAUCCGGAUGGGAGCCCUUCACCAAGAAGGAAAUCAUUGGCUUUGUGAUCGGGUCCGUUUCAUCACUGCUGUACCUGCUCUCUCGCGUCCCCCAGAUCUACAAGAACUUCCAGAGGAAGUCCACCAGCGGCAUCUCCUACUCCCUCUUUGCCCUGGUGAUGCUCGGGAACACGUUGUACGGCGUGAGCGUCUUGCUGAAAAACCCAGACCUGGGCCAGGGUGAGGCCAGCUACAUUGUCCACCACCUCCCCUGGCUGAUCGGCAGCCUGGGCGUUCUCUCCCUGGACAUAUUUAUUUCUUUCCAAUUCCUUGCCUACCGGCAGCGGGCACUUCCACUGCUUGAAGAGAGAGACGCUCUCCUUGGUAAAGAAGAGGAGCCUCUUGACAGUUGACGGAAGAGUACAGCUACCACCGCUGUGGUGGAGAAACCCAAGAAAAGGGAUUUUCGACCUCCUGACCCCGGAGACGUCCGUUCAUGCCUCUCUCUCUGCCUGGAACCUGGUCCAAAGAAGGCAUGUCCUUUGGCACUACUUAACGGAUAGAAAAUGGAAAGAAAAAUGAGCCAGACAAAGUCUGAGAUGAACAUGGUUCUCUGUCCCUGUCAAAACCAAAAAGGGAGGAUAUGUGGGUCUCACAUUUCAAGCGCAACAGGAGAUCACUACUGGUGCUAAUGGCAGAAGCUACCUCUUUGUGGAUCUUUGUCUUCACCCAUCAGGUUCCACCUCUCUUUGUUUGGGAUGGGGGGGGGUCCUCUGUUGUGCACGUACGGGACUUUUCUUUUAUUGUACGUCAGUCUAUAUGCCGCGGGG
Messenger RNA from Gekko japonicus, 1515 nucleotides. It is a transcript of the gene SLC66A1, whose product is annotated as PQ loop repeat containing 2. The transcript has 8 exons. The record is from RefSeq and is a predicted model, not a curated record. Bases 79 to 1098 code for a protein of 339 amino acids. Lineage: Eukaryota; Metazoa; Chordata; Lepidosauria; Squamata; Gekkonidae.